AUGAUUGUUUCAAGAUUAAAGGCCAUUUCCCUGUCAUUACCAAGCCUUUUUCUUCUUGCUUUUCAUCUCUCAGCAACACAGAAUGUACCUGAACACACUGAAGCUGAACAUCAGCAAUGUGUUAGGAAAGAACACCCCACAAUUGCUUUUGAAGAUCUGAAGCCCUGGGUGUCGAAUUUCACCUAUCCAGGUGUGCAUGACUUUUCUCAGCUUGCACUGGAUGCCAACAGGAACCAACUCAUUGUGGGAGCAAGGAACUACCUCUUCAGACUUAGUCUACACAACGUUUCUCUUAUUCAGGCAACAGCAUGGGGUUCAGAUGAGGACACCAGGAGGUCCUGUCAAAGUAAAGGGAAAACAGAGGAAGAGUGCCAGAACUAUGUCCGAGUGCUGAUUGUUUAUGGCAAGAAGGUUUUUACCUGUGGUACCAAUGCCUUUUCACCAGUUUGUUCCAGUCGACAGGUAGGAAAUCUCAGCAAAAUCAUUGACAGAAUUAAUGGAGUGGCUCGGUGCCCAUACGACCCUCGGCAUAACUCGACAGCUGUGAUUACAUCACGAGGGGAACUCUAUGCUGCAACUGUGAUUGAUUUUUCUGGACGGGAUCCUGCUAUUUACCGCAGCCUUGGAAAUGUUCCCCCACUUAGGACAGCACAAUACAACUCCAAAUGGCUCAAUGAGCCUAACUUUAUUGCUGCCUAUGACAUCGGCUUGUUCACCUACUUCUUCUUCCGUGAGAAUGCAGUGGAGCAUGACUGUGGGAAAACAGUGUAUUCUCGUGUGGCAAGGGUUUGCAAAAAUGAUAUUGGAGGGAGAUUUUUGCUGGAGGACACAUGGACAACUUUCAUGAAGGCCAGACUGAACUGCUCCCGUGCUGGAGAAAUCCCUUUCUAUUACAAUGAAUUGCAAAGCACCUUCUACCUUCCUGAGCAAGAUCUGAUCUAUGGUGUCUUCACUACUAAUGUAAACAGCAUAGCUGCCUCAGCAGUGUGUGCCUUCAAUCUGAGUGCCAUUACUCAAGCAUUUAAUGGCCCCUUCCGCUACCAAGAAAACCCAAGAUCAGCCUGGCUGCCAACAUUAAACCCCAUCCCUAAUUUCCAGUGUGGCACGCUGAACGAUGAGAGCCCUAACGAGAACCUGACAGAGAGAGUCCUGCAGGACGCACAGCGCUUGUUCCUGAUGAAUGAUGUGGUGCAGCCAGUCACUGUGGAUCCGUACAUCACUCAGGACAGCAUUCGAUUUUCCAAACUGGUGGUUGAUAUUGUUCAGGGGAAGGAUACACUCUACCAUGUCAUGUAUAUUGGAACAGAGUAUGGCACCAUCUUGAAGGCCCUUUCUACCACUAACAGGAGUCUGAGGAGUUGUUAUUUAGAGGAAAUGCAGAUCCUCCCUGAUGGACAACAGGAAGCAAUCAAGAGUCUCCAAAUCCUACACAGUGACAGGUCACUCUUUGUGGGUCUAAAUAAUGGAGUACUAAAAAUUCCUUUGGAGAGAUGCUCCAUGUACAGAACAGAAGGGGAAUGCCUGGGAGCCAGAGACCCUUACUGUGGCUGGGAUAGCAAGCAGAAGCAGUGUACCACCAUUGAGGACAGCUCCAACAUGAGCCUCUGGACCCAAAAUAUUACUGAGUGCCCAGUGAAAAACCUGACAACAAAUGGAAGAUUGGGGCCUUGGUCCCCAUGGCAACUGUGUGAGCAUUCAGAUGGGGACAGCACAGGCUCCUGUAUGUGUAGGUCACGUUCAUGUGACAGCCCUCGUCCUCGCUGUGGAGGUCGCAGCUGUGAAGGGGCCAGGAUUGAGGUCGCAAAUUGUUCAAGAAAUGGCGCUUGGACACCAUGGUCUUCCUGGGCCCCGUGCAGCACCUCCUGUGGGAUCGGCUUCCAAGUCCGGCAGCGAUCCUGCAGCAACCCCGCUCCACGCUACGGGGGCAGGGUCUGCGUCGGACAGAGCAGGGAGGAAAGAUUCUGUAAUGAGAACAGUCCAUGUCCAUUACCGAUUUUUUGGUCUUCAUGGGGACCUUGGAAUAAAUGUAGCGUGAAUUGUGGAGGAGGGAUUCAUUCAAGGCAGAGGUCCUGUGAAAAUGGAAACACAUGUCCAGGCUGUGCUGUGGAAUACAAGACCUGCAAUCCGGAAAGCUGCCCGGAGGUGCGCAGGAACACACCCUGGACACCGUGGAUGCCUGUCAACAUCACCCAGAACGGUGCCCGCCAGGAGCAGCGCUUCCGCUACACGUGCCGGGCGCAGCUCUCGGACCCCCACGAGCUGCAGUUCGGGAGGAAGAAAACUGAGAGUCGGUUCUGCCCCAACGAUGGCUCUGCAGUGUGUGACACUGACUCUCUUGUUGAUGACCUCCUCAAGACUGGUAAGACCUCUGCACGGAUUAUCAAUGGGGGCUGGUCCUUUUGGGGGGCCUGGUCUUCCUGCUCCAGGGACUGUGAGCUGGGCUUUAGGAUUAGGAAGAGAACAUGCACAAACCCUGAACCUAAAAAUGGUGGCUUGCCCUGUGUGGGGUCAGCGAUGGAGUACCAAGACUGCAAUCCUCACCCCUGCCCAGUGAAAGGCUCGUGGUCCUGCUGGACUCCCUGGUCUCACUGCUCAGCCACCUGUGGGGGUGGGCACUACCAGCGCACGCGGACCUGCACCAACCCAGCUCCGUCCAGCGGCGAGGACAUCUGCAUCGGGCUGCACACCGAGGAGGCCCUCUGCAACACGCACCCCUGCCAAGGUGGCUGGUCAGAGUGGUCAGAGUGGAGCCUGUGCAAUGAAGAGGGCAUCCAGUACCGCAGCCGCUACUGCGAGGUGCACAGCCCUGAUUCUUCCCAGUGCAUCGGAAACAGCACGCAGUACCAGGACUGCCUGUACAAUGAAAUUCCUGUGAUCUUGCCAGCCUCCAGCAUCGAUGAGAGCACGAACUGUGGAGGUUUUAGUCUCAUCCAUCUGAUUGCCACUGGGGUUUCCUGUUUCUUCGGCUCCAGCCUGUUAACGUUUGUGAUUUACGUGUACUGCCAGCGCUGCCAGAGGCAGUCCCAGGAGUCCACUGUCAUCCACCCAACCACUCCCAACCAUCUCCAUUACAAGGGCAACACAACGCCCAAGAAUGAGAAGUACACCCCUAUGGAGUUCAAGACACUUAACAAAAACAACUUGAUACCAGACGACAGGACCAACUUCUACCCGCUGCAGCAAACCAAUGUGUACACAACAACCUAUUAUCCCAGUACACUGAAUAAAUAUGAUUAUAGGCCUGAGGCCUCCCCUGGAAGGACCUUUACCAACAGCUGA
This is a messenger RNA of Cinclus cinclus, 3279 nucleotides long. It is a transcript of the gene SEMA5B, whose product is annotated as semaphorin 5B. The transcript has 21 exons. Gene Ontology annotation, molecular function: semaphorin receptor binding; chemorepellent activity. Lineage: Eukaryota; Metazoa; Chordata; Aves; Passeriformes; Cinclidae. The record is from RefSeq and is a predicted model, not a curated record. Bases 1 to 3279 code for a protein of 1092 amino acids. Gene Ontology annotation, biological process: neural crest cell migration; axon extension; semaphorin-plexin signaling pathway.